Molecule: messenger RNA, 1563 nt
Organism: Cyphellophora attinorum
Lineage: Eukaryota; Fungi; Ascomycota; Eurotiomycetes; Chaetothyriales; Cyphellophoraceae
Product: Choline transport protein
Exons: 3
Coding region: 1-1563 (520 amino acids)
Biological process (GO): transmembrane transport
Cellular component (GO): membrane
Molecular function (GO): transmembrane transporter activity
Source: RefSeq, a predicted model, not a curated record
AUGUCUCCAGACGACGUCGAGAGUAGAGGUCCUACGGUUGACCAGAGCGAAUUUGUUGAGGUCAAUGCUUCCGGACACGUGCAGGAGGUCGAGCGCCAGUUUGGUCUGGUCAGUAUCUCGGCUGUCGGAAUAAUCACAGGCUGUUCAUGGCCACUGACUGGUGGCAUUCUGGUGGUAUCAAUUCUGAAUGGCGGGUCGCCAGGCGUCCUCUACGAGUUCAUAGCAGUCUCGCUCAUGUACUGCCUCGUCGCAGCUUCGGUCGCAGAGAUGGCUUCGGCUAUACCAUCUUCUGCUGGGGUCUACCAGUGGGCUGCUGUCUUUACGUCGAAGGCAUAUGGAAGGGUGGUCAGUUUCUAUGCAGGCUGGUGGAAUGUUUCGGCAUGGAUUUUCGCAACAGUGUCGACCUCUUCAGUGGUCGCUCAGCAGCUUGUUCAGAUGUAUGCUCUGUUCCACGCGGACUACAUUUUCCAAAGAUGGCAUGUCUUCGUCACAUAUCUGAUCAUCUCCUGGACGGCCUGCUUUGUUGUUGUACUUGGGAAUCGACUCUUACCAGUCCUAAAUGAUAUCGGACUGGUCUUCAUUGUUGCUGGUGGGCUGGCCUCAAUCAUUGUCUGCGCCGUCAUGCCGAGUCAGACAGGCAGCGGCUAUGCCGACGAUGCUUUCGUUUGGAAAGACUGGAUCAACUCCACAGGCUGGUCUAGCGAUGGCUUGACAUUUUUGCUCGGCAUGCUAAACGGCGCAUACGCAAUGGGAACUCCUGACAGCGUAUCUCACCUUGCGGAGGAAAUACCACGCCCUUCGGUGAACAUACCGAAAGCCAUUGGAAUGCAGAUGAUUUUUGGUUUUGCAUCCACGUUCUGCUAUCUGGUAGCGUUGAUGUAUUCGAUUUCUGAUCUGGACGAGGUACUGACUGGCGGCGGCAACUUUCCGCUGGCACAAAUCUAUUUGCAAGCCACGGGAACCAGAGCUGGAGCAAUGGGUCUCUUGUUGGUGGUCUUCUUACCGUCCGUCUCUUCAGUGAUUGCAGCAUACAUCACUGCUGGCCGCACGAUGUGGACGUUGGGCAGAGACGGUGCAACGCCAUGCCAUCAAUUCGUUGGCAAGAUACACCCAACUAUGCACAACCCUGUCAAUGCGACCAUUCUCUGUGCCUGCGUCAACACUUGUUUUGGUGCCAUUUAUGUUGGCUCCGCGACUGCCUUCAAUGCGUUCGUGGGCAGCUUCGUCAUUCUCACCACCCUGUCGUACCUGGCUGCCCUGUUGCCGUACCUUGAAGGCCCUAUCGUCAUCGCAGCAGCAUCUGUGUACAUGGUCGUCUUCAUCGUCAUCUUCUCCCUGCCUUACACGAUGCCGGUGACUAGCGGAACAAUGAACUAUUCUAGUGUCAUUGCUGGAGGCAUCACGAUCGCGGUAACUGCGUUGUGGUUUUGGAAACGUGGGAGAGGCUACGAAGGACCGAAGACGGAUGUCGACGUGCUUACCGGAGGAACAGCCACGAAUGACCCCGGAGCCAUGGACGAUCCCGUUGUGGCACAUGGCACGGAAGACAAACAGACGCAUUAG